CCGAAAUCUCUCCUGGAAUUUUUAGCCCUCUCCUAGGUCUCAUUUUCUGCAGACAACACUUCGUCCGUCCCUGCCAUGUGAUAUUUUAUUGUCUUACUUGUAUUUCUUUGUUUAGUUGUCAAUACUAAAGAGGCACUGGUCGUUUGUCGAAGCAUCCAUGCGUCGGUGGCAGCUGGGCCGCAGGGUCUAUUGCGUCAUUAAUCGCAACCUGGUUUGGGCUUCAACUUCAACUGCAUCACCAAAUCGGGCUGCCCUCUCUCCCCAGUCUCUAAUCUUAAAGUCUCGAGGUUUUUUCAUUACCUCUCACCGUCGCUCAUAUUCCCACUUGCGUAUCCGAACUUCUCCGCAGAAUCAGACACUUCUAGCUUCGUCCCACCAAACCACCCACUACACCAUCCCAUCACCGAACCCUCGCCGCAGUCCCAUCAUCUCUCGAGCCAUGUCUUCAGACGACGCUUACGUAUCCUUCCUGGACAAGGCAAACGCAGACCUCAAUAACGCCCGAGCAGCACAAACCCAGCAGUCGUCCGGCGUGCGCACGGAGACCGUUGACGUUGGCGCUCAGAUCCCCGCUCCACUCAGAUCAGUGGAUGCAUACUACAUCUCCGAGACCGACGAGCCCUUUGAGCCCGUAACAUUGAGAUGGGAGGGCGCGAAUAAGGGAACUUGGCCCGGUCCUGCCGAAUUCUCGAGACUCAUCUCGCCUGACGCUGAUCUCUCCUCGGUCAUUGAGACAUUGACGCCUUCGACCUUUGAUCCUAAGAACCAGUACUCGGCUGCGCUGCGCGCGGUGCGGGCCGCGGUCGCGCAGACUUUUGGAGGUGGUGAGCCUGGCAUCGAUGAAUCGGAUGUAGAGGUUAAGGUGUACCGGGUGGAAGUUGGCAAAUCGCGCGUCGAGUAUUAUAUUUUGGGACUAGACGCUGAGGGAGGGACUAUUGUGGGAUUGAGGGCUAAGGCCAUCGAGUCUUAGCUUGCAUUUCCCCCUCUGGUCUGUGUGUUCGAUCAGCUGUCAUUUUGUAAUUGAUAUAGCCAGAUGACGAUUAACGUGAUAUAUGUCUACGAUAGCUUGAACUUUAUUCGAGUGAUUACGAAA
Molecule: messenger RNA, 1093 nt
Organism: Aspergillus novofumigatus IBT 16806
Lineage: Eukaryota; Fungi; Ascomycota; Eurotiomycetes; Eurotiales; Aspergillaceae
Exons: 2
Coding region: 440-970 (176 amino acids)
Source: RefSeq, a predicted model, not a curated record